Messenger RNA from Monascus purpureus, 1675 nucleotides. NCBI's taxonomy places the organism in Eukaryota, Fungi, Ascomycota, Eurotiomycetes, Eurotiales, Aspergillaceae. The record is from the annotation of a GenBank genome assembly.
GGACAAGUAACCCCCCAACCCCAUGAAUAACUCCAGCACCUAGAGGAAAGGCUUUCUGUUUGAUUGGCCAUGGCGACCAAUGUCCCAGCAUGUCUGAAGUCUGCGGACAUUACUCGGUUCGCCGGCAGGGCAUCGCAGGUUGAGCGCGUAAAGCCUGUCAUUGCAUACUGGUGUGAGUAUCUUCUCCCCCCUCUCCGUAUUUCCAAGAUAGAGAUAAAGCGACUGACGUUGUCUAUUUAUUUCACUCGCAGGCAACUUUUGGAUAGUCAAUCAGAUAAUAGAAAAGAGUCUCCAUACCUCCAACGAUGAAAUUGCGCAAUACACGGCAGCUCUCAUGGAUAAGCUGGAGCAAUUCAAAAACGAAAACCCGGAUAAUGAUACGUUGAUUGAUAAUGAUGCUGCAAGUGCAUAUGUGGAGAGCUUUGCCUUGGAGGUCUUUGAUCGUGCUAAAAAUGCCAUGGAUGCGAACAAGGUUACUCGACAAACCGCCGAUACCUUUCUAGCUGCUGUUACGUUUCUCCAGCUGUGCCAGAUUUGGGGGCCCCUGGAUCCGGAGAUUGCUGCGAAGAUCAAGUUUGCGAAGUUCCAUUCUGUGAGAAUUUUGAAAGCUAUCAAGGCUGGGGAGGAUCCAAAUGCUACAAAUCCAGUUCAGAGAGCGGAAGAGAGUCCUGAAGUGGAGCUUGAUCAGCUCGAAUCCGAAGCUCAGGGUCCCGAAAAAUCUGCACCGGAACAAGCUGUGCAGCCGUUACAACCAUCCGUGGAAGACGUCCCAGAUGAACCUUCGGGGCCAUCUCCCAUUUUCCCUCAGCCUCCAUCAGGUCUAGCAAAUCCACCUGCUAACGGACAAGGCCCGCCGUUGGAUCUCCCCUCAGCCCCUGCAUCAUUUGAUCGCCCUCCGUCGACUUCGAUCCCAAGCCUCCCAGACGCCCCAGGAAGCACCAGUCUCCCUGCGCAGUCUUCCUUGAGCUCAUUCAAAGGCUUCCAAUCUUUCCCUCCCCCAACCACGGAAUCUCCUCCUAGCCCUACUGUCUCCUCCCACGACCCAAGUUCGUUCUACGGCAAACCAGAUCCGAAUACGGGGAUUACUAAACCACCGGAACAGCCUUCCGGGGCGUCUCUUGGAAAGGCAGCCCCAAUAUCACGACCUACACCUGUACCCGAGCCUGCGAAUGCUCCUACACGGCUAGCUGCUGCUCCAAAAUCAAGAAAUCUGGCUUCGCAGUCAGUUGAUGACAACUCGAUAGCUUUGGCGCAGAAACAUGCGCGAUGGGCGGUCUCUGCAUUGACAUUCGACGACGUCGAUACGGCGAUUAAGGAGCUUAGGAAUUCCUUGAGAUACCUUGGAGCAGAAUGAUUGCAUAUGUGAGCGUGAUCUAUGUUUAUGAUACCGUUUCGUUUUGUCCUCUAACUGUUUCUAUCUCCUUUACUUGCCGGUGACGAUGGUUGCUUCUUUCCCUUUCUUUUUUUGCUCAACGAAAUGAGAACAUGACUGUCCAUAUCUAGCUCUUUUAGAAGGCUUAGCUCUUUCUCUCUAUUUGUAAAUCAAGCCAAAAUAUCGCGGUCUCAAAUGAUGGUUUGAAUCUGGCACCAUGAGUAUCUAGGUAGGAUGGAUAGCAGCCCUUAUUCAGCUCAGAGCCUUGUUUGAGUAAAUGGUAAACUGUCUAUUCUGAACUCG